CGGCACCUGCGUGCUGGCAGCGGCGGCGCCGGGCCGGCCCCUCGGCGGUGCCGCCAGACGGCGGCGGCCGGGCUGGGCGCUGCCGGCAGCGCAUCCCCCGCUCCGCUCCGCCCCGCAGCCGCGGCCAUGACCGACAACAUCCCGCUGCAGCCGGUGCGGCAGAAGAAGCGCAUGGACAGCAAGCACCGCGGCGGGUGCUGCGAGUGCUUGAGAUGCUGUGGGAGGAGGGACCCGAGGCCUCGCUCAGUCUGGCUCGGCCACCCGGAGAAGAGGGAGCAGAGGUACCCUCGCAAUGUCAUCAACAACCAGAAGUACAACUUCUUCACCUUCCUCCCUGGGGUGUUGUUUAACCAGUUCAAAUACUUCUUCAACCUUUAUUUCUUGCUCUUGGCGUGCUCUCAGUUCGUGGUUGAGAUGAGGCUUGGUGCACUUUACACGUACUGGGUUCCUCUGGGGUUUGUGCUGGCUGUCACCGUGAUCCGCGAGGCGGCCGAGGAGAUCCGAUGCUACAUGCGGGACAAGGAAGUGAACUCGCAGAUCUACAGCAAGCUCACAGCCAGAGGGACUGUCAAGGUGAAGAGCUCGAACAUACAAGUGGGUGACCUCAUCAUUGUGGAAAAGAACCAGAGGGUCCCUGCUGACAUGAUCUUCCUGAGGACGUCGGAGAAGAAUGGGUCCUGCUUCCUCCGCACGGACCAGCUGGACGGGGAGACGGACUGGAAGCUGCGGCUGCCGGUCACCUGCACCCAGCGCCUGCCCACGGCCUCCGACCUGCUGCAAAUCCGCUCCUACGUCUACGCAGAGGAACCCAACAUUGACAUCCACAACUUCGUGGGCACCUUCACCAGGGAGGACGGUGACCCUCCAGUAAAUGAAAGUUUAAGCAUAGAAAACACCCUGUGGGCCAGCACAGUGAUUGCAUCGGGUACUGUGGUGGGAGUUGUCCUCUACACGGGAAGGGAGCUGCGCAGUGUGAUGAAUACUUCCAACCCAAGGAGUAAGAUUGGUCUCUUUGAUCUGGAGGUGAACUGUCUCACCAAGAUCCUGUUUGGGGCGCUGGUGGUGGUGUCCCUGGUCAUGGUGGCCCUGCAGCACUUUGCAGGCCGUUGGUACCUGCAGAUCAUCAGGUUCCUGCUGCUCUUCUCAAACAUCAUCCCCAUCAGUUUACGUGUGAAUCUGGACAUGGGGAAGAUUGUGUACAGCUGGGUGAUCCGCAGAGAUUCCAAAAUCCCUGGCACCGUGGUUCGCUCCAGCACCAUCCCUGAGCAGCUGGGGAGGAUUUCUUAUUUGCUUACAGACAAAACAGGGACUCUCACCCAGAACGAGAUGGUUUUCAAGAGGCUCCACCUGGGCACGGUGGCCUACGGGCUGGACUCCAUGGAUGAGGUGCAGAGCCACAUAUUCAGCAUUUACACACAGCAGGCGCAGGAGCCGCCGGCCGCCAAGGGGCUGUCGCUGGCCACCAAGGUGCGGCGCAGCAUGAGCAGCCGCGUGCACGAGGCCGUCAAGGCCAUCGCGCUGUGCCACAACGUCACCCCCGUCUACGAGUCCAACGGCGUCACCGACCAGGCCGAGGCCGAGCGCCACUACGAGGACUCGUGCAGGGUGUACCAGGCCUCCAGCCCCGACGAGGUGGCCCUGGUGCAGUGGACAGAGAGCGUGGGUUUGACCCUGGUGGGCAGAGACCAGUCCUCGGUGCAGCUGAGGAGCCCCGGGGGGCACAUCCUCACCUUCACCAUCCUGCAGAUCUUCCCCUUCACCUACGAGAGCAAGCGCAUGGGCAUCAUCGUGCGGGAUGAAUCCACGGGAGAGAUCACGUUCUACAUGAAGGGGGCAGACGUGGUGAUGGCUGGCAUCGUGCAGUACAACGACUGGCUGGAGGAGGAGUGUGGUAACAUGGCUCGGGAAGGCCUGAGGGUUCUUGUCGUGGCCAAGAAGUCUCUGACAGAAGAGCAGUAUCAAGACUUUGAAGCUCGCUAUGUCCAGGCCAAGCUGAGCGUUCACGACCGCUCGCUCAAGGUGGCCACGGUGAUCGAGAGCCUGGAGAUGGAGAUGGAGCUGCUGUGCCUCACCGGGGUGGAGGAUCAGCUGCAGGCCGACGUCAGGCCCACGCUGGAGACGCUGAGGAACGCUGGCAUCAAGGUGUGGAUGCUGACAGGGGAUAAGCUGGAGACAGCCACGUGUACAGCCAAGAACGCCCAUCUGGUGACACGGACACAGGACAUCCACAUAUUCAGACUCGUGACAAACCGAGGAGAAGCCCACCUGGAGCUGAACGCCUUCCGCCGCAAGCACGACUGCGCGCUGGUCAUCUCGGGGGACUCGCUGGAGGUGUGCCUCAAGUACUACGAGUACGAGUUCAUGGAGCUGGCGUGCCAGUGCCCCGCCGUGGUGUGCUGCCGCUGCGCGCCCACGCAGAAGGCGCAGAUCGUGCGGCUGCUGCAGGAGAGGACGGGCAAGCUCACCUGUGCCGUGGGUGAUGGAGGGAAUGAUGUUAGCAUGAUUCAGGAGGCUGACUGUGGUGUUGGAGUUGAAGGAAAGGAGGGGAAGCAGGCAUCGCUGGCAGCUGAUUUCUCCAUCACUCAGUUCAAGCACCUGGGUCGUUUGCUCAUGGUCCACGGAAGGAACAGCUACAAGAGGUCUGCAGCCCUCAGCCAGUUUGUGAUCCACAGGAGCCUCUGCAUCAGCACCAUGCAGGCUGUUUUCUCAUCAGUAUUUUACUUUGCUUCGGUUCCUCUCUACCAAGGCUUCCUCAUCAUUGGGUACUCCACGAUUUACACCAUGUUUCCUGUGUUUUCUCUUGUCCUGGACAAGGAUGUGAAAUCUGAAGUUGCAAUGUUGUACCCAGAGCUCUACAAAGAUCUUCUCAAGGGACGACCGUUGUCAUACAAAACGUUUUUAAUCUGGGUCUUGAUAAGCAUUUAUCAAGGUAGCAUCAUCAUGUACGGAGCUCUCCUCCUCUUUGAAUCCGAGUUUGUGCACAUUGUGGCCAUUUCCUUCACCUCCCUGAUUCUCACCGAGCUGCUGAUGGUGGCCCUGACGAUCCAGACGUGGCACUGGCUCAUGAUCGUGGCCGAGCUGCUCAGCCUCUCCUGCUACAUCGCUUCCCUGGUCUUCUUGCACGAGUUUAUUGAUGUUUACUUCAUUGCCACCUUGUCGUUCCUGUGGAAGGUCACUGUCAUCACCCUGGUGAGCUGCCUGCCCCUCUACGUCCUCAAGUACCUGAGACGGAGGUUUUCUCCCCCCAGCUACUCGAAGCUCACGUCCUAGGGCUGCUGCUGGCACGGACAGACAUUGCCCAGGGCCCAGGACAAACCCCCGCUGUUCAACACGUCCACCCCUGCCUCAGGACCCCGUGGCAAUCUCUGUCACUGCUGCUGUGGUGAGACACUUCCAACCGCCCCGAACGCCAAAAGGGAGUGUUUGGAGGGUGGAGGCUCUGAGUUCAUCCAGCUCUUGGCACUUUUGUUCAAUUAACUGGGGUCAAAUGCGUGGAACUGCAGUGGCAAUGGGUUUCUCUUGCAUGGUUCAAAGUCUGUGGAAGCUGCUACCUGACCUUGGGAUUUACGUUUGACAAUUUAAAGUGAAUUUUUAAAGUGUCUGCGCUGUUCUUUGCGUUGUGUUACAUUUUUUGUUAUUUCUCUUUUUGAUUCGAGUAGUUACAUUCUUUGUACAUCUUGGAAAUCCCUUAAUGUAGGUGAUGCACUACACUGCUGACAGCUGAUUCCUGAUUUAUGGCAUGUUGUUUCCAUAAUGGGGCUCCAGCCUGUCGGAUCCGCACACACUGGAGAAUCUGAGCGUGGCUGAGAUUUUCCUUCCAUUGAAAUGUGGUCACCCCAGUGAUUUUGGAGGUAUCCAGCCAUUGAUAAAGACAGAGAAAUGGUAGCUCAAAACGAGAGAAUUCGGUUUUGUUUAGCUUUUGUGCUUCCUGUUAAAAGGAGCCGGUGACAUAACAGUUUUACUCUGUAUUUAUUUGUGUAGGAGAAAAUUAUCUAAACUAAAGCAAAUCCUCUUUGGAACAGAACUUUGCAGUUGAUCAUCCUUGAAAUGUGUCGACAACGUGAGAAGAGACUCGUACUGUUCUGCAGACAAUGUGGCAGACGUGUCUUGAAUCCUUGGAGACUGAAAGGAGAGGUCACAGAGCUGCUACUCCUCACAGCUCCAUGAAAUCUGUUUCCUGUUAGUGUGAAACUUUGAGGGUGAGCUGCAAAUAAGCAGAGGCACUCCUGGGUGGAUGGUUUAAUGACAUACUCCCUGCAGAGAGGCAGUUUUUGAAACUUUGCACUUGCUUGGCUCUAAAAACCAAACCUGAAUCGCAGGAGUGGAUUCAUACAAAGGCAUUAGGCUUGUGUGCAGAGCAAAUUUAUGCAUUUUUAAUUUUCAAAAAUUAAACUCAGUGAGUUCUGUCAUUAUUAUAAACAUUGGUCCAUGUUAGAAUAUCAUGAGGAGAGCAACACGUGCUCGGGCUUCUCAGCAGAAGGACAGAGAUUUACAGGAACCUUUUUUAGUUGAUGCAUCAAACACGGGUGGGCUUUCAGUGUCAGCCAUCCCUGUCUGAGGCUCUUCAGUCUGUGCUGGAUUAGCUGCUUGCUGUCUCCUUCCCACACCAGAGAAACCACGGGCACAGCUGGCACUGCCUGGCGCCCUUGGCUGCAUGGGAGGGAAAGAGCCCAGAGCCCGAGCUCCUGAUCCCAGAGCUGAGCCCGAGCUCCUGAUCCCAAAUCAGAGCCCGAGCUCCUGAUCCCAAAUCAGAGCCUGAGCUCCUGAUCCCAAAUCAGAGCCCGAGCUCCUGAUCCCAAAUCAGAGCCCGAGCUCCUGAUCCCAAAUCAGAGCCUGAGCUCCUGUCCCAGAGCAGAGC
This is a messenger RNA of Prinia subflava (tawny-flanked prinia), 4858 nucleotides long. It is a transcript of the gene ATP9A, whose product is annotated as ATPase phospholipid transporting 9A (putative). Gene Ontology annotation, cellular component: endosome; trans-Golgi network; plasma membrane. Bases 127 to 3270 code for a protein of 1047 amino acids. The record is from RefSeq and is a predicted model, not a curated record. Gene Ontology annotation, biological process: endocytosis; retrograde vesicle-mediated transport, Golgi to endoplasmic reticulum; phospholipid translocation. The transcript is spliced from 28 exons. Lineage: Eukaryota; Metazoa; Chordata; Aves; Passeriformes; Cisticolidae. Gene Ontology annotation, molecular function: ATPase-coupled intramembrane lipid carrier activity; ATP binding; magnesium ion binding.